AUGACGGGCUCAGCCGUCGAGUCGCGCCCGACGAGCAGCGUCAACUCGUCGCGCCAGGUGCGCUCGCAGAGCAUCUCCAGCGACAGGAAUUCGCGCCAAUCGCGGUCACUCAGUAUCUCGAGCGAUAGGCCUUCGACUGCGAGCCACGCCUUCUUCGCGCCUCCGCUGUCUGUAUCGCCAGAAGCCGCCUUCAUCGCUUCCACUGCAGCUUCCCAGAUCAUAACCAACGACCACGACGGACAGCCAAAUCCCUGGUACGAGGAGCAUGGCGUCGUGCCCUCGAGGGAACCAGCCCUGAUAUCCCCCGCCGCCCUGCAGCUCGUCAACAGCUUCCUCGACCAGCUACUUCUAAACUUCCUGCAAGUUGCCAGGUCGACUGCCCUCUCUGCGCUGCGACCAGCCGUCUCGGAUGUGCUCAAGCCCAAAUUGGCCAAGGAAACCAUAACCAAUGCCGAUGAAGAAUUGAAGGAGUACAUUGGUGGCUCUGAGGAUGAGGAAUUUACCGACCCUCAGAGUCCGAAUGCCCAAGACUGGGAUGUUGUGCUGGCCUGGAAGCGAGCCCGAUUGCGGUGCAUGGUCUACUCCUCUCUAGGAGACUUGGAGGAAGAGGACGAAGACAAGUACAUGAAACAAGAACAUCUCGAAGUGGGCGAGAACGAACAGGCCUCCGUCAUCAUCUCGCCUGCCGUGGCCAUCUUCCUGACUUCAGUCCUGGAAUACAUCGGCGAGCUCACGCUCACUGUUGCAGGGCAGGCGGCCAGCCAGAGAAUGCGGUCCAGGCUGGAGAGGGAGCUCAAGGAUGGAUCACGUAGUCCCGCUGCCAUCGUCGAAAGAAUCGUCGUGGAGGAUGUCGACAUGGAACGAGUCGCGCUCGACCGAACCCUUGGUCGCUUGUGGCGAGGAUGGAAGAAGAGGCUGCGUGCGCCGGUGGCCGAGUUCGCUCCCGGCCGAUCUCCCCAUAUAAGCCACAUGAUAACAGAUGGCCUCGCCAACGGCGUCAACGAUCGCAAGCCUCGUGCUACUGAAGAUGAGGCCAGCCCUGCGGAGGUGCGCGAUCAGCCAGAAAAUGCCAUUGUAGAGGAAGUUCUUCCCAUGAACAUUCCGCUACCUAUGGGGGACAAUGACAUUGCUGAGAUUGAGGUGCCGGGAUUGGCCCACUACAGUGACGAAGAAGAGGAGGACGAGACGGAAGAAGAAGACUUUGACGCGCGCCGCAUCAAGUCAUUCGCUGGUACAACCUCCCUAAUCGAAAAUUCUCUGGCUUCGGAGUCGGGUCACUACGCCACCUUGCUUGGCCUUCACAGGAGAUCUACCUCCCUGCCGACCAGAGGGUCGGUUUUCUAUGCGACAGCACGCCCGAGCUCCAAGCCUACCGAAGCAGAGAGCGAUGCCGCGCAGCCAAAGGAGGCAGAUGCAACUCCCGAGAACCAGGGGAGCAUUUCCAAGAAAGCCCGUGACUCGGAUGAGAGCGGCUCAGACGACCUGGAUGAGCUUGUCUACGAAAAGGCCGAGAUCCUGACUUCAUCGAGGGUGUCUAUCUCGAGCACUUCCUCUCGUUCCGCCUCAGAUUCGGGUAAGGUUCUGCAUCUGAGUCGGUCUUCGAGUGUACGCUCUGCGCGCCUCAUCGACGUACCACCCCGCAGCCCCGUCACCACUCGUCCAUCAUCGCAGGAAUUGGCUGAGCGGCCGCGCGCAAAGACCGUUUCUGGCUCUAGCCCUCUGUCGCGCGCGGGAGGCGCCGACGAGCUACGGACGGCCAAGGCAAUCGACACCAGCCUCCGGACGGCAGUGAUCGUGGCUGCCGCAAGGUCGCCCGUAGAGAGGACAAGACCAACGAUUCUGGGCGCGGAAACCAUCUCUGAGUCUGACGAGGACACUGAUCAAGUGAGCCCUACUAUCACGCCCAUAUCAUCGUCUCGAACCCGAGAUCAGCUCGGCCGCCUUCCACAUGGCUUGCAGACGAACAUGUGGACAGCUGAUCGGCCGGCUGCCCAAAGCGACCAGGCUCACCAUGGUGCCCGAGGAGAGUCGUUGAGAGCCACCAAAAGCGCCACCGAUACCCAGUUUUCAGAUGUCCCUUAUAGGGCCGCCGCGUAUUCGAGUCGACAAUCUCCCAGGCCCGCAGCCGAACAGACAGUGCCGGAAGAGAGCGAGGAGGCUACGUCGUCGCUGAGCUCCGGCGUUCCCACUCGCCCGAUCCACACGUCCAACUCAUCCACAUCCUCGAGCCGGUUCAGAGCGGUUAGGACCAUCUCUGACGACGCUUCGAGCCGUGCGGAGAGCAUGGCGCGCACAUUCGAAGAGCUCAUUCAAAGCAACCAAACCAUCACAUACACGUUGACUCCCGAGAAUAUGCGUGAUAUUGAUGUCCCGACUCCUCAUGACAGUCCGGUUGUGACCAAGGCCACGCGGAAGAGUGAAGAUAUGAUGCGAACUUCACCGACCCCUUCGAAGGCCUCACCCUCCAACUCGCGGACGCAGCCCUCUAGCCCCAAGGUCCCUCCGGAGAACAAGCCCAAACUCUCUGGACCAAUUCCUCGGGCCCCGCCGGGAGCUACCUCCUUGUCUGGUCGCAUGGGCGGUUCUCAGGCUCGUGAUGCUCGCGCCCCCGGCGAAUCGCUUUCAGACUUUGCCGACUUCCUCAAAUCUACAGGUCCUCCGGGCGACAGAGCGCCUGCAGCUCAGCGCAAUGUUCACAAUCCCGUCACCUCGACGAAGAGCUUUAUGGAGUCCCAGCAAUCCAUUUCUACAAUGGCCAGUCGCAAUACCAACCGAAAUCGCUACCAGCCCCGAGAGGCCGCUGCUACCAGCAGAAACGACAACUCGGAUCUGAUUGACUUUAUCCGCCAAGGCCCACCCAUCCCGGGUAGCCAGAACCACAUCCCCCGGCAUGUGGCUCCCUUCCGCAACACGAUGGAUCUGGAGAUGAUGUCUGGUGCUGGAGGUGGCCGAGCAGUGGAUGCGGUUCUCCCCGACAUGCGGCAUAGCCAGGCUUCCACGGACAACUCGAUGCCGUCGGUACACUCGUCCAUCAAUUCCAGCUCCGCCCUUCUCAAGAACCAGGGCAGGUCAAAGGCGAGCAAGCUUUUUGGCGAAGAAGAAGAAGAAGAUGAUGACAUGGUCAUGCCCAUGCCUGUGCGAAAGACCCGCCGUGUUCGCGAUCCAUACGCAAUCGACUUCAGCGACGAGGACGAGGACGAGGACGACUUUGACAUUGCCCCCAGGCCUCCCGCGAAGAAAGAAGAGAGUUUGGCGGAGUUUCUGAUGAACUGCGAACCUCCUCCUGCGCCGCCGCCGCCCCCAGCCUUGUCCAUGCAAACGCCCAAGAAGAAGACGAGCACGCCCAGUUUAAUCGGCCGCUUCACUCGCAGCGGCUCCAAGGAAACCAAUACCUUGGUUGACUCUCGAUCAAUUAGCAGCCGCGCUGGCGCCAUGGGCUUCACCAACGAUGUCCGUUCGCUUAAUAGCCGCGUGGGACUCGCCAGCAAGUACACGCCGAUCCAGAUGCCGCCGGGGUACGAUAAGUACGGGCCGAUCAGCACAAAUCCUCCCCCUGUGAGCAAAGCCUCGAUGGAUCGACCUCCUCCGGUGAGGAAAGCCUCCAUCGAGCGGCCACCUCCUGUGAGCCGAGUCACGAUGAAGCGAUUCGAGCCCCGGGAGCCUGCGUUCAUGGGCGAGACGGGAGACCUGGCGAAGUUCCUGCGCGAAUCAGAGCCUCCGCCGGAGUUUGUUCCUCCGAAGACUGCCAGCCAGCAGGAUGAGCCCAGUGGAUUUUCCAAGAUGUUUGGGCGGAGACGGAAGGCGUCGGUAGCUUGA
This is a messenger RNA of Trichoderma citrinoviride, 3816 nucleotides long. RefSeq lists its product as hypothetical. Gene Ontology annotation, molecular function: protein heterodimerization activity. The transcript is spliced from 2 exons. Bases 1 to 3816 code for a protein of 1271 amino acids. NCBI's taxonomy places the organism in Eukaryota, Fungi, Ascomycota, Sordariomycetes, Hypocreales, Hypocreaceae. The record is from RefSeq and is a predicted model, not a curated record.